This is a messenger RNA of Penicillium longicatenatum, 1290 nucleotides long. Its product is annotated as glycoside hydrolase family 18 protein. The transcript is spliced from 5 exons. Gene Ontology annotation, cellular component: extracellular region. The coding region runs from base 1 to 1290 and encodes 429 amino acids. Gene Ontology annotation, molecular function: chitin binding; chitinase activity. Gene Ontology annotation, biological process: chitin catabolic process; carbohydrate metabolic process. Lineage: Eukaryota; Fungi; Ascomycota; Eurotiomycetes; Eurotiales; Aspergillaceae. The record is from RefSeq and is a predicted model, not a curated record.
AUGCGUUUUGUCAUUCCUUUCCUCCUUGGCCUGAGCUGGCUUGCAAGGGCUGUCCCCAUGACCUCUCAAGAUGGCAACAUUACUGCGAUCGAAGCUCGUGCUGGAGGAGGCGGUUUCCGCUCAGUGGCCUACUUCGUGAACUGGGCCAUCUAUGGAAGAAACUAUGUUCCUCAAGAUCUACCUAUUGAUAAACUGACCCAUGUUUUGUACGCCUUUGGCAACGUCCAGUCCAAUGGGCAGGUCGUUCUAUCCGACUCCUGGGCGGAUACUGAUAAACACUUUGCUGGUGACUCCUGGAAUGAUCAGGGAAACAAUGUUUAUGGCUGUGUCAAGCAACUGUACUUGCUUAAGAAGAAAAAUCGGAACCUAAAAGUUCUCUUGUCUGUUGGUGGAUGGACCUACUCCACUAAUUUUGCAGGAGCUCUUAGUACGGCAGCAGGCAGGGCGCAAUUUGCUUCAUCGGCGACCACUCUGGUUCAGAACUUGGGAUUUGAUGGAAUCGAUAUUGAUUGGGAAUAUCCUGCCGACAGUACCCAAGCUGCCAAUAUGGUAGCCACCUUGCAAGCGCUGCGCCAAUCUCUUGAUUCCUACAGUGCAGCAAAGGCAAAUGGCUAUCAUUUCCUCAUAACUGUUGCUAGUCCAGCUGGCCCUUCGCACUACCAGCAGCUCCAACUAGCAGCGAUGGAUAAGUACCUCGACUUUUGGAAUCUUAUGGCUUAUGAUUAUUCUGGAAGCUGGGAUACUAUCGCGGGGCAUGAUGCCAAUCUCUACGCAUCCAGCUCCAACCCAAGUAGCACUCCAUUUAACACCGAACAAGCCAUCAACUACUACACUUCCAAUGGUGUGCCAGCAAACAAAAUAGUUUUAGGAAUGCCCCUUUAUGGUCGAUCUUUCAUGAGCACCAACGGACCUGGCACUGCCUAUAACGGUGUGGGAAGCGGAAGCUGGGAGAAUGGUGUGUGGGACUACAAAGCAUUGCCUAGGCCGGGAGCCUCAGUCAAUUAUCUUGAUCAACCCAUCGCAAGCUACAGCUAUGAUCCUUCCCAGAAGAUGAUGGUCAGCUACGAUACUCCACAGGUGGCACAGAAGAAGGCGCAAUAUAUUGCCUCCAAAGGGCUUGGUGGUGGAAUGUGGUGGGAGAGUAGCAGUGAUAAGACUGGCUCGGACAGUUUGAUUGCUACGGUUGUGAGCACACUUGGAGGUACUGGCGCUUUGAGACAGUUCCAGAACCAACUUGGCUAUCCAGCUUCUGUGUACGACAACAUGAAGGCUGGAUUCCCCAAUCAGUAG